AUGGUAGCAGCUAAAGGACAAAGUAUGAGCCAUUGGACAGCUGCUGAGCGAGUGUGGAGCGCGGCGGCGACGGUGGCACUGGUGGUGGGCGAGCGAGCGUUAGGAACGAGCGGCACGACGGCGGUGAGCGAGUGUGGAGCGGCAGCGGGUGAAACGAACCAUCGCGGUUUGGUACUUCGCGGAGGUGAGCCUGGAGCACGUGUGCUGGACAACGGGGGCCUCGAGAUCCUCGAAGACAUGAUCGUGGUGGUGGAUGGCCAGACCCGAGCAACCUGGCCAAUCCGCUCAAAGUCAGACGCUAACAUCCUGCCGGAGAGCAUCGACCAGUGUAAGGACUACAGCGCAUUCGCAGUUCUGCUGGGCUCGCUGAACGUGGACCAGCCGGACGGAGGUGAUGGAUCUGAUCUCGGCUCUGGAGUUAGCGCAAGAGACAAGAUGUCGCGCUCCCUCGCCGUGUCCAAGGUCGUCCUGAAUGCUAAGGAGAUCGAGUUCGACGGUUUGGCCAAGGACGGCGCCAUAUCCAUCUACGCCACACGCCAAGCACGCCCGCGGCACGAUCAAGCAGCUAGCACCAUCGCACAGGCGCUUAACGUCACGGGCCCGCUUACCACGGGCAUCCUGCGCGCCUGUAUCGACUACGUGGGCGUUAAGGCGCCGCUGUUCUCGCUCACGCGUCUGCACGGCGCUGGCCCGAGUAUGGGUGUGGAGUUGGGUUCGACCGGUGAGAUGGCCCGCUUCGGCACGGGCAUGCACGAGGCGCAUCUAACGCGCCCGUGUGCCAGCUUCAGGAUGCCCAAGGAUAUGGUGCUGAUCUCGAUCGGCAAUCAGGACAUCAAGCGCGAGUUUGCGGAGGGAGCUCGGAUCCUGCAGGAGCUGGUUUCGAUGUGA
Phytophthora infestans T30-4 is the source of this 888-nucleotide messenger RNA. RefSeq lists its product as uncharacterized. The transcript has 6 exons. Gene Ontology annotation, biological process: L-glutamine metabolic process. The record is from RefSeq and is a predicted model, not a curated record. NCBI's taxonomy places the organism in Eukaryota, Oomycota, Peronosporomycetes, Peronosporales, Peronosporaceae. Gene Ontology annotation, cellular component: cytoplasm. The coding region runs from base 1 to 888 and encodes 295 amino acids.